AUGGGCUGGUUAUCACUGCUGUUCGUGGCAGCUGCCUAUGGCGUGUGUGCAACAGAGGAGGCCGAAUCAACCUUUUCACCAGCGAGGCCACCGUCUAUUCCUCUGGCAGUACGAUCACCAUACCUAAAUACGUGGUUGGAUGGCGAGUCAAAUGGGAUUUUACCAGGGAACUGGCCGAAAUUCUGGACAGGGCAAAAUCUCGGCUGGCAGGGAUAUGUUCGUGUCGAUGGCACAAACUUCAACUGGAUGGGAGGCGGAGAAGGUGCCGAUACUGUCAAGCAAGUCUCGUACGAGUACACGGCUACGAGGAGUAUAUUUCAGUUCAACGUUGGAGACGUGGUCAACAUGACUGUCACGUUUCUGUCACCCAUCUACCCUCAGAAUCUUGUGAAACAAUCUCUUCAAUUCUCAUACGUCAACAUUAGAAUGCAGCCGUCAGAUGGGCGGGCUCACAGUAUACAACUGUAUAUGGAUAUAACCGGAGAAUUCGCCGGCGGAAACAGGCUGAGCAACCUCACAUGGAACUACAGCACAUCGGGUGGAAUUGCAUAUCAUCAGGUUUCCCUUGCAAACCAGGCCACUUUCCAAGAAAGCAACGAGCAGGCAAACUGGGGGAACUGGUAUCUGGCAACUUCGAAUGGUCAAUGGCUCACACACAAGAAUGGCCACAGCUACAACGAAACAAGGCAGCAAUUCCUCCAAGACGGCAGACUCAACAACACCAAAGACACCAACUACAGAGCUGUCAAUGAGAGCUGGCCCGUCUUUGCAUUCUCCAAGGACUUCCAGAUGGUGCAAUCUUACGACAUUGUUGAGACAGUGUACACCUUGGGUCUUUCCCAGGCCCAGGUGAUCAACUUCCAGGGUGCAACCAACGGCCCGAGUGCCCUGGAAGGCCUGUGGAGGAGCAGAUGGUUUAGCGGUGUGGACUCGAUGAUCUCCUUUCACAAUGACUUCCGGUCAACAUAUAGUGAAACCCAGGUCUUGGAUGAGAAGAUCCGUGCGGACUCGGCCGCUGCUGCUGGCGACAACUAUGCCGCCAUAACCACAUUAUCUGUGCGGCAGACUUUUGCUUCACUACAGUUUGCUCAAAGACGUUUCACCAGGCAACGGUACAUCUUUUUAAAAGAAAUCAGCUCAAACAGCGAUAUCCAGACCGUUGACGUGAUAUUCCCAACUUAUCCAAUCCUAAUGUACCUCAACCCGACGUUAGGAAAGCUUCUCCUAGAUCCGCUUUUCGAGAACCAAGAGAGUGGCCGUUAUCCUAACCGGUGGGCUAUCCACGACUUGGGCACUUUCCCUAACGCCAUCGGCCACCCCCAAGGCGACGACGAAACCAUGCCGCUCGAGGAGUGCGGCAACAUGAUCAUCAUGGCGCUGGCCUACGCGCAGCGGUCCGGCGACGACGCCUACCUCCGGCGACACUGGAACAAGCUGCAGCAGUGGGCCGAGUUCCUGGUAACCUACAGCCUGGUGCCCGCGAAUCAGCUGUCGACAGACGACUACGCCGGCGCGCUCGCCAACCAGACCAACCUCGCGCUCAAGGGAGUCAUUGGUCUGCGCGCCAUGGUCGAGGUGGCUGACCGUGCUGGCGUCAACGCCAGCGCCGGGCCCAGGUACGGCCGCAUCGCCAGGGACUACCUGUCGCAGUGGCAGAGACUGGGUGUCAACAACAACGCGAACCCGCCGCACGCCACGCUGACGUACAACGACCCGGACAGCCACGGCUUGCUGUAUAAUCUUUAUGCGGACAAGAUGCUGGGCUUGGGCUUUGUGAACCAAAGCGUCUAUGACAUGCAGAGCGAGUUUUAUAGGACCGUGGAACUCGAGUACGGCGUGCCGCUAGAUUCGCGACAUACCUGGGCCAAGACAGACUGGCAAAUGUUUGCAGCAGCGGUUGCAGGCAAAGACACGUGCGACAUGUUCAUCUCAAAGAUCCGCAACUUCAUCGAUCAGACCACCACUACCCGCCCGUUCACUGACCUGUACGAUGCCAGCACUGGUGGCUUCCCAGCCGACGGACCAACCUUUGUCGCGCGGCCGGUACAAGGCGGAACGUUUGCGUUGCUUGCAUUAAAACCGUGAUGGGAUGAUUUUUUUUUUUCUUUAGAUUUUUUCUUCUUUUCAUUUUCUUGUUCAGACAAAAUCUGUCUGGAGUAGUCGCAUAAUUGUAA
Pyricularia grisea is the source of this 2174-nucleotide messenger RNA. RefSeq lists its product as uncharacterized. Gene Ontology annotation, biological process: carbohydrate metabolic process. The record is from RefSeq and is a predicted model, not a curated record. NCBI's taxonomy places the organism in Eukaryota, Fungi, Ascomycota, Sordariomycetes, Magnaporthales, Pyriculariaceae. Bases 1 to 2085 code for a protein of 694 amino acids. The transcript is spliced from 5 exons.